GGUCCACACAAAUAAGAGAGAGGCACAGUAACCCAGCUGACUGGACUGUCUGGCUUUGAGGAAUACCUUGAUUAAAACGUUUCAAUAUUUAGGUUCUAUACAGACAUAUCAUGAGGAUAAAAAGCUACAUUCUUCUUAUGGUAAACUUGGCUGUUUCAUCAGCACACUCCAUCCCAGAGGUGGAUGUAGAAAUAGUGGAUGUUGGCGAAAAUAACAUCACAGAAGAUUUAACACUUGAUGAUAUCCGGGAGCCUUCAAAUGCUCAAAAGAGUAGCAUUCUUCCUGGGAACAAACUGUGGACUUCUCCAGUCCCCUAUGUUUUGGACAAAGGCCUUGACUUGAAAGCUAGAGGAGUCAUCCUGAGAGCGUUCGACCAGUUCAGGGUCAAGUCAUGCAUUGACUUCAAACCCAGAGAUUCCGAGGUGUAUUACCUUAACAUUCAAAAAUUAGAUGGGUGUUGGUCAUAUGUUGGUAGAAUAUUUUCCAAUGGACAGGACCUUUCCAUUGGACAGAACUGUGAUUUUGUUGCAAUUGUUGAACAUGAGAUCCUUCAUGCUCUUGGCUUCUACCAUGAACAAUCAAGAUAUGACAGAGACAAUCAUGUGCAGAUUGAAUACAGCAACAUCAUAGCAGGUAAGGAGCAUAGUUUUAGAAAGGUUGGCAAUCAAGACAGUACCACCCAUGGAAGACCAUAUGACUACCUGUCAGUGAUGCACUACCACAAAAAUGCAUUCAGCAAUGGCAAUGGCCCUACAAUUAUUACCAUAAAUCAAACAUUUCAAGAUAUGAUUGGUCAAAGAGUGGAAAUGAGUUCCAGUGAUGUUCAAGAGCUGAAUCUUCUCUACACAUGCAAUUCAGCUGUGACCUUCAAGUUUUACUGUGGCUUUUCUAAUAAGGAUUUAUGCCAAAUGAAUCAUUACUUAAACAGUUGGAAUGGCUGGGAAUUGGUUACAAAAGCUAAUGGGGGUCCAAGCUCCGACCACACCAGUCUAGCAAAUGGAAAUGGAGAUCAAGGUGAAGAAUUAGGAUUUUUCAUGCAUGUCAGCACAGCAUCAGGUCAGGAGGGACAGUCGGCUCGGCUCGAGACCAAGAUCAUGCAUCCUAGUAGGAGAUGUAACAUCCAGUGUCUGCAGUUUUACUAUUAUCAUUCUGGAAAUAAAGCUGAUGAACUGAACAUCUGGAUUAGAGAGUUUGAUAAACAGGACUCCAAAGGAACUCUUCGCCUCAUGGAAAAAAUCAGUGUUCCACCAACAUGUCACUGGAAGCUCCAUCAUGUUUCUCUUAAUGCCACCAAAGAUUUCCAGGUGGUGUUUGAGGUUCAGAAAGGGGCGGGAAACUCUACAGGCGGCUUCUCAAUUGAUGACAUCAACCUCUCUGAGACUGAGUGUCCACACGUGGCCCUUCAGAUUGAUGAAAUUGAGAAAAUAAUAAGCACAAGUACCUCAAGAACCACAAUAUACAGCCCACGACGGUACUCCAAAGAAGGCUAUGCUUAUCGAGUUGCAGCAGUUGUACAGAAUUACAGGACAUAUGUUGGAAUGUUUGUGCAGCUCUUGUCUGGUAAAUAUGAUAGCCAGCUGAAGUGGCCUUGCUUGCAACGAGAAAUGACUUUCACAUUGCUGGAUCAAACCCCCAACAUGCAACUGCAAAUGUCAAAACAACAGAGCGUUGUUUCUCUCCAGACUCACACGAGCUCUAGCGGUACUAUUGUCUGGGAUAAUCCUCGUGAGACUGGAACUGGUCUUUUUUAUGAGAAUGAUGAGUUAGUCUAUGGUGGAGUUCUUUAUGGAUACCCGGAUUUUGCAACUUUGGAGGAUCUGCAAUCCAGAGAGGUCAUAAAGGGAGGAAGUGCUAUUUUCAUGUUUAACUUUGAAGAUCUCACUCCGCUAAAUACUGCAUCAGUUCUUCCAUGUCCUCAAUUAAGACCAGUGGACAUUACAAAUCCUCCCCCGAACCUGGAUGAAGACCAAUGCUCACAUACACAUGGAUUCUCUGCGGCUGUGGUGCCCUACCCAUUCCUCAUCUUCAUUCUGGCUGCGAUGCUUCUGGUGCCGUGAUGCACACAUUCACGUUUCCUAUUUUACAUCGACACCAUCAGUAAAAUCCCUCUGUUUUUUCCAAGUACUUUAUGUUGUUUUUUUAAAAUGAGUAAAAGAGGCAAGCAUCAUGAACAAUUAUUUUUGAGUAGAUGUGGGUCACAAUUUAAAACAGUUUUGUUUGUUUUCAAAGUGUAAUCCUGAAAUUCAUUUGUCAGCAAUAUCAACAUUUUGUGAUGGAUUUUUCUUUGAAGCAUUUAGAUUUUAUUUUGGAACAUUGUUUAGACAAUACUUAUUUGAAGCUAGAGUUUCUUUUGGUGCAUUGAUUUUGUUAUUACAGGCUAAUUAUGAUGAAUUUACAAUAUUUAGAUGUCAUAAUUGCAUUAAAUUGUCCGUCUGUAGCAUAUUUUACAAUCGUUCUUGGUGCUACAUUUGAAUAAAAAAAAAGGUUUAAAUAAAUGCGUGGUAUUUGUUGACACAUUUAUUACAGAUUCACAAAAUCGUCAACAUCUAUAUUCAAUACGUGUAUAUUUAUUUUAAUGUCAA
This is a messenger RNA of Xiphophorus couchianus (Monterrey platyfish), 2582 nucleotides long. RefSeq names its product meprin A subunit beta-like. Gene Ontology annotation, molecular function: protein binding; metalloendopeptidase activity; zinc ion binding. Lineage: Eukaryota; Metazoa; Chordata; Actinopteri; Cyprinodontiformes; Poeciliidae. The record is from RefSeq and is a predicted model, not a curated record. Gene Ontology annotation, biological process: proteolysis. Gene Ontology annotation, cellular component: membrane. The coding region runs from base 111 to 2057 and encodes 648 amino acids. The transcript has 14 exons.